GUAACUUUUUGAUAAAAGAACUCCGAGGGGAAAUUACUGUAAAAACAAUUUUUGUGGAAAAUAAAUGAAAUUCAGUUUAAAGUCAUGGUUUAUUUAAAUUUUCCAGGUGCUUUGACUGAAGAGGAAGAGCAAUUGAAAAUUAAAUAUGCUAAGUUACGGAAAAAGAAAAAAAUGUUACAAGUGAUGAGAACAGCUAAACCAGAAGUAAAACAAGACACAAAUCAACAAAUAAAAAGACCUUCCGAAAAUGCAGAAGAUGCUAUGGUUCAAGCCAAAAAACUUGUACAAUCUGGGCUAAUCAAGCUUGAUGCUGGAAAGCGUGAGAAAGGAUUUAAAAGAUCAAAUAAUCUAGAGAAGAAAAUGAAGGAUUCUGAAAAAGCUGUUGGCUUUCAGCCAUUUUCUGCUACACAUGAAGAAGUCGGAGAUGACAGACCAGAACCUAGUUCAAGACCAAGAGGAAAACCAUUAUAUGAAAGUUUUGUUAGUGGUGGUCCUCGAUACAGUCGAGAUGAUAGAAGAGACGACAGAGAUAGACGAGAUGAUCGAGACCGGAGAGAUGAUAGGAGAGACGAUCGAAGAGAUGACAGAAGAGAUAGAGAGAAAGAUCCUCCAAAGAAAGGCAAUACUAUAUAUGUCAAUGGUUCUGGUGUGACAGAGAAAAUUCUUACUAAAGCCUUUUCAAAUAUAGGAUCUAUUGUAAAUGUUUCCAUGGAAAAUGAUAGAAAUUGUGGCUUUGUAACAUUUGAUAAAAUGGAGUCAGCCGAUCAAGCUAUUGCAGAGAUGAAUGGAGCUAUGAUUGAAAAUGUCACACUUCAUGUAUCAAUGGCCAGAAGACAACCAGCUUUUGAAAGUAUUCAAGAUCUAUCAGCUAAUAGUUGGACAUCAAUAGCUGCUAGUAAAUCACAGAAAGGUUCUGGUUACAAGGAUAAAAGAAGCAUUGUAUCAUAUGAAGAUGAAAAUAUAUUUUAAACUCUAGUCUCUGUCAUCAAGAGUCAAGACUUGUUUUACAGGACAUAAUGGUUACAUCUGAACUUACAUUUGGUAGUUGUGUCAGACCAGAGUAUAGACUUGUUUUACAGGACAUAGUGGUUAGAUCUGAACUUAUAUUUGGUAAUGCUAGAUUCCCAUUGUCGUGUGAUGCGUUUACGGUAGGAUUGUCCUCUACUGAGUCCACGAUCUGGUAGGUGCAGGUGCGUUUCGAUAUGAUCAACAGGAUUGCUAUGACUGACCUCAAUUUAUGAUACGACCUGAUCGGAUCACCAGGAUUAAAACCAUGAUUUUAAUUGUAGCGUGAAUCGAAUCAGGAUAGUGGAAAUCUAGCAUAAGGAAUUUACUCCUGAAAGAAACAUUAAUAGGAAGAAAGAAAGAAUGAAAGGAUGAAUUAUAAUAAAACUCAAGAGGCAAAGUGUGUCCUUUAUGAAAAAAGAAUUCUAUGAAAAAUCUGUAAAUAGAAACAAAUAAAGAAUGAAAAGUUGAA
Patella vulgata (common limpet) is the source of this 1477-nucleotide messenger RNA. RefSeq names its product negative elongation factor E. NCBI's taxonomy places the organism in Eukaryota, Metazoa, Mollusca, Gastropoda, Patellidae. Gene Ontology annotation, biological process: negative regulation of transcription elongation by RNA polymerase II. The coding region runs from base 85 to 969 and encodes 294 amino acids. Gene Ontology annotation, cellular component: NELF complex. Gene Ontology annotation, molecular function: RNA binding. The transcript is spliced from 10 exons. The record is from RefSeq and is a predicted model, not a curated record.